GUACGUAGCACGCUCAUUCCGUGUUAACCAUGUUUCGCGAUCGUAAGAAAAACAUCUUGAUCUUCUCCUUGAAAGCCCUUAACUCUAGGGCGGAGAAGGUCAUAGAUCACAGGUAUAAUUUAGAUAUUACAUCAAGUAAAUUUCAUGGAGAGCGUUGCUUCACGUUUGCAAGUUUAGAUCCGACUAAGCACAGCAACAAAAUUAUGACUAUCGCGACGAUGGGCAGUAGUCGGAGCAAAGCUGAUGCCUACGACGACUCCUCCGGAAGGACUCGCGUUUACCAAGACAACCGACCAUCGAAUAUCUCCAACAUGUCCGGCGCCACCCGCUCCCGCGCCAUAAUCAUGGAGGGUGUCAACACCGUGCUCUCUCUCGGGUCCCGGGAUAAUCCAGUACGGUUCGAGAUCCUCUGGAACCUGGAUCCCGACAAAAUCCUGGAAAUCGUACGACAGCGGAUUUCGGAAGCUUCCGAGUCUCAAAGGAGGGAACUCCACGAGUUUACGGAUCAGACGCACUGGAAAGUCGUUCCGAAUCCGAUUCGACAUGUCCCUCUCGUGGAACUCGGGAUGGGCGCCUUUGGAAUGGUUAUGAAGACGGCCGAUGCGUACUCGGGCGGCGUCAUGGCCGUCAAGCUGCUGCAUAGGCCCAAGAACCAGAAAGAUCCUCGUUGGAUCGAUACGUUGAUAACCGCUCGAGAUCGAGAAAUGUUUAUACUUUCGAAACUCAACCACGGCCAUAUCGUAGAGUACCUCGGCUCGCAAGGCUGGGAUACGGGACUCGUGGAGAUCUUCAUGCCGAUGAAGAAGGGGACGCUCUGCGGCCUCAUAAGGCGAUACCCGUCGUACGACUCCUCGCAGAAGUACGGCAAGAUCGUGCUGGUGCAGCUGCUGUCGGCGCUCGACUACCUGGCGGCCCACAAGCUGAUCCACCGGGACAUCAAGCCGGACAACAUCCUGUACGACGUGACGGCGAAGCCGGACGGGGACGAGCGGCACAUCUUCCAGCUCGCGGACUUCGGGCUGUCGGCGCUGCAGGACCUCGCGCGCAGCCAGGCGGGCACGAUGGUCUUCAUGGCGCCCGAGGUGUACGACGGGACGAAGGCGCAGACGCCGCGCGCGGACAUCUGGUCGCUGUACGUGACGCUGCUGUGGGUGCACAACGAGGACAUGUUCCGGCACCGGGUCGAGACGGGCCGCCUGUACCGGCAGACGGACGUGCGCCGCGCCGUGCUGGACAUCGCCUCCCGCAGCAAGGACCUGCGGUUCAUGCGCGGCAUGGCCAUCUACGACCCGGCGCUACGCGCCUCCGCCGCCCAGGUCCUCAAGGGCCUCAAGCGGGAGGAUCUCAUGACCCACGCCGACGCCGCGCCCACCCACUCCUUCAGCCAGUGGAUGGCCGACGUCAAGGCCGGCAAGAGCAAGUAUAGCCCCUAUCUCACGAAGAUCUUGGAGUAA
Molecule: messenger RNA, 1454 nt
Organism: Daldinia caldariorum
Lineage: Eukaryota; Fungi; Ascomycota; Sordariomycetes; Xylariales; Hypoxylaceae
Product: kinase-like protein
Exons: 3
Coding region: 30-1454 (474 amino acids)
Biological process (GO): protein phosphorylation
Cellular component (GO): cytoplasm
Molecular function (GO): ATP binding; protein serine/threonine kinase activity
Source: RefSeq, a predicted model, not a curated record